UGAGGCUGCAGCGCUGGUCCGAGUGGUCUCCGGGUUAUUUCUGGCCCGGUAGCAGCCCUGUGGUCUGUGCGGCGGGCUCAGGGCCCCGUAAGGAGCCGGCUGGCUCUCUGGCCAACGCCUCCCGCCCCAGAACAAGCUGGGUCACCGACCUCUCGCCAUGGGCUCCCGUGAGUCUGGGGUCAGGUCUGCUGGUUCCUGGGCAGUGCCAGGGCCGCACGGGGCGCUGAGCCUACUGCUGCUCCUGCUGGCGCCGCCGAGCUGCGCGGCUGUGGGCUGCCCCGAGCCGUGUAGCUGCGCAGGGACGCAGGUGGACUGCGGGCGCCGCGGGCUGACGUUGGCCUCGCUGCCGGCAGUCUUCCCGCCUGACACCACAGACCUGGUGCUGACCGGCAACAACCUAACGGCGCUGCCGCUGGGGCUGCUGGACACACUGCCUGCGCUGCGCGCCGUGCACCUGGGCGCUAACCCCUGGCGCUGCGACUGCCGCCUGGUGCCGCUGCGCGCCUGGCUGGCCGGCCGCCGGGAACGCGCUCCUUACCGCGACCUGCGCUGCGCCUCACCCCCUAUCCUGCGAGGCCGCUUACUGCCCUACCUAGCCGAGGAGGAGCUACGUGCAGCAUGCAGGCCCAGCCGACUCUGCUUGGGGUCGCUGGCAACGCAGUUCGCGCUGCUCUGCCUUGGGCUGCUACACGCCCUGCUCCUGGCACUGCUUCUGUGCCGCCUGCAGAAGCUGCGCACCCGCGCCCGCGCCCGCGUCGCACACCAGUUACCCUUGACCGCCCCGUUGGUGGAUAAGCCCGAUGAGGCGGGCGAGUCCUAAGAGGAGCGGACUGGCACUAAUCAUCGUGGAUCUGCAUAUUCGACAAAACCCUGCCCGAGAAGCCCUCGCCCUCUCUUGGACCCGCCUUGGCCUCUGCCCAGCCUCCCAGCCUCUCCAAGACCUGAAGGCCCGAAUCCACGUAGGACAGAGUGAGGCGACCUACACCCUCUAUGCUUGGGGAGGUGGAGGCGCCUAGCUACUGCAGCGCAACACCUAGGAGCCUCCCCUCCCCAACUUCGUGCUGAAUAAACCCUUCUAAUCUGGCCUGUCUGCACCAGCGA
Messenger RNA from Chinchilla lanigera (long-tailed chinchilla), 1101 nucleotides. RefSeq names its product glycoprotein Ib (platelet), beta polypeptide (gene Gp1bb). The transcript has 2 exons. The record is from RefSeq and is a predicted model, not a curated record. Bases 158 to 820 code for a protein of 220 amino acids. Lineage: Eukaryota; Metazoa; Chordata; Mammalia; Rodentia; Chinchillidae.